AUGGCUUCCGAACUCCCCGAGAACGCCCUCAGCAAGCUCGCCUCCUCUGUCAAGAACAUUGUCACCGGCGUGCCCCUUGAGGACAAUGACGUCGAUAUGCAGGAGACCAAGGUUGACAAGACCGUGGCCAAGUCUGCCGACAAGACCAAGACUCUCGACAAGACUGUAGAAAAGUCUGUUGACAAGACCGUCGAGGUCGACGAUCACGCCACAGUACACAAGGAGAAGACCGCUCCUGUGGUGCACGAGGACGUCAAGUCCCACGAGCACGAGAAGGUUGACACUGAGGUUGACCACGAGAUCCACCAGGACCACUACCACACCACCAUCCAGCCCGUCAAGGAUAAGAACGUCCUUCCUACCAAGCAUGUCUACCAGGAGAACGAGGCUGAGCGGGAGAUUGACCACCGAGACGACAAGGCCAAGAAGGCUGCUGAGGCCGAGGCUGCCAGAAUUCGCAACGAGAAGGUUGUCGAGGGUACUACCCACUCAAAGGAGAUUGCUCCUACACAUGAGAACCAACAUAUCCACCACCACAUUCACGAAACCAUCCAGCCCGUCAUCGAGAGAGAAACAGUCCAACAAAAGGUCGUCCACACAACAAACCACAUCCACGAGACUGAACACCUAAAGGACCAGCACCACGAAGCCACCGUCGCCCCCGCGAUCUCAAUGAGCGACUUCAAGAAGGACACCGGCGCUGCCGCCGUCACAGAGGAUAUUGAGUUUCCCGUUUCGGAGGUCAGCAAGGGUGUUGCAGUGCACGCCAAGAAGAGAGAGGUGGCGCAGGCAAACGUGGACGCUGAGGAUACUAAAGUUGGUAAGUCGGCCAAGUUGAUGGAAUCUUAA
Messenger RNA from Fusarium sp. VM40, 849 nucleotides. The record is from the annotation of a GenBank genome assembly. NCBI's taxonomy places the organism in Eukaryota, Fungi, Ascomycota, Sordariomycetes, Hypocreales, Nectriaceae.